This is a messenger RNA of Pygocentrus nattereri (red-bellied piranha), 1810 nucleotides long. It is a transcript of the gene actr3, whose product is annotated as actin related protein 3. Gene Ontology annotation, biological process: Arp2/3 complex-mediated actin nucleation. The record is from RefSeq and is a predicted model, not a curated record. Bases 149 to 1405 code for a protein of 418 amino acids. The transcript is spliced from 12 exons. Gene Ontology annotation, molecular function: actin filament binding. Gene Ontology annotation, cellular component: Arp2/3 protein complex; actin cortical patch. NCBI's taxonomy places the organism in Eukaryota, Metazoa, Chordata, Actinopteri, Characiformes, Serrasalmidae.
CAUUUUCUCUCCGCUGUGUGCCGACCGAGUGCGGAAGUGGCUGGAAACUUAAGGGUUCCGCCUUUAGCUUCGCCACUUACCUCACACUCCUGCUUUCUGUCCUCAGAAAGAGUCAGUAUCAGUAACAAAAACAUCGCAGAGAGCAGAAAUGGCUGGGCGGUUGCCGGCGUGCGUUGUGGACUGCGGUACAGGGUAUACUAAACUUGGAUAUGCAGGAAACACAGAGCCUCAGUUCAUCAUUCCAUCAUGCAUUGCCAUCAAAGAAUCAGCCAAGGUGGGUGAUCAGGCCCAAAGGAGGAUGAUGAAGGGUGUGGACGACCUUGACUUCUUCAUAGGAGACGAGGCAAUUGACAAGCCCACUUAUGCCACCAAGUGGCCGAUUAGGCAUGGUAUCGUAGAGGACUGGGAUCUAAUGGAGAGGUUCAUGGAGCAAGUCAUCUUUAAGUAUUUGAGGGCAGAGCCUGAGGACCAUUACUUCCUACUGACCGAGCCACCUCUGAACACACCUGAGAAUCGUGAAUACACAGCAGAGAUUAUGUUUGAGUCCUUCAACGUGCCAGGAUUGUACAUCGCUGUGCAGGCAGUCUUGGCUCUAGCAGCAUCCUGGACCUCUCGGCAGGUUGGAGAAAGGACCCUAACUGGUACGGUCAUCGACAGCGGAGAUGGAGUCACCCACGUCAUUCCUGUGGCGGAAGGCUAUGUGAUCGGCAGCUGUAUAAAGCACAUCCCCAUUGCAGGAAGAGACAUCACCUACUUCACACAGCAGUUGUUGAGGGAGAGAGAGGUGGGCAUUCCACCUGAGCAGUCCCUAGAGACUGCUAAAGCUGUCAAGGAGCGUUUCAGUUACGUGUGUCCUGACCUGGUGAAGGAGUUUAGUAAGUACGACACAGAUGGCACAAAAUGGAUAAAGCAGUACACUGGCAUAAACGCCAUCAGCAAGAAAGAGUUCACCAUUGAUGUUGGAUACGAGCGCUUCCUCGGCCCAGAGAUAUUCUUUCACCCUGAGUUUGCCAAUCCAGACUUCACCCAGCCAAUCUCAGAAGUGGUGGAUGAGGUUAUCCAGAACUGUCCCAUUGAUGUGCGUCGUCCUCUCUAUAAGAACAUUGUUCUGUCAGGAGGGUCUACCAUGUUCCGCGAUUUUGGCCGGCGUCUGCAGAGAGAUCUGAAGAGAACUGUUGAUGCUCGUUUGAAACUCAGCGAGGAGCUCAGCGGGGGAAAAUUAAAGCCGAAGCCCAUUGAUGUGCAGGUCAUCACUCACCACAUGCAGCGCUAUGCCGUGUGGUUCGGAGGAUCCAUGCUGGCCUCAACACCUGAGUUCUACCAGGUGUGUCACACCAAGAAGGAUUACGAGGAGAUUGGCCCCAGCAUCUGUCGCCACAACCCUGUGUUUGGUGUCAUGUCCUAAGAGUCCUCUCAUCUGCAUACACACGUUUUCUCUCACAUACACACACAUUAACACAGGAUUGGGGGGUGGGCUUGUGGUUGGGGCUGGGGAAAUGGAGCGGGCAACUGGAGAGAGAGAGCGAGCUCAUUUCGGUUAACACCAAACCUGUCUGCUGGAUCCAGAUGAUGAAUGGUUUGUUUAUUUGUUUAUUUGUUUUUGUUAUUCCCGGUACAAGGGAACUGCGGUUACUAGACCAAAAUGACUCCAGCUCUUCUCUGCCUCUCUGCUCAGUAGUACGUGGGAGUCUUUAAAAAAAAAAAAGGAAAAAAAGAGUGAAUGAAUUUGGAAACAAUAAUAUUGACAUUUAUGUUGGUGAUUAUGCAAUAGACUCUGCUGGCAUUACUUAUGUUUAAAGCAUAUGGAGGG